AUGACCUUACACCAAAGGCGAUCUGAUGUUUGGCAGCGGAUUAUCCCUGAAUUAGCAAGUGAAAAUCGAUAUCUGAUGCAUCUCCUGCUAGCAUUGGGGGGUAUCCACAUGGUCAAACAAAAGGCCGAUGCCAGUCGACCUGUGGAAGGUUCAGAUACGGUGGACUUGGCCAUCAUCAUGGAACAUCAUCAAAGAGGGUUAGAAGGGUUCAGAGAAGACGUGUCCCGCAUCUCUUCUUUCAACGCAGAAGCUAUUUUCACAGGCUCAAUCCUUGUUGUUGCCUUCGCAUUUGCCUAUCUCAAGAUUCAGGACCUCGACCCACUUACUGAGCCUAUCGAAGAGAUGAAUAGCUCAAUGGCAAAUCUGCAUUCCACAAAUAAAAUACCGCGCCUCAACUGGCUGUACCUCAACCGAGGUGUGACUUCUGUGAUAGGUGAUCAAUGGCAAACCUUGAAAUCUAGCCGGCUCCGACAGAUACUGUCACUACAACACACCGAUGAGACUUGGUUGGACUCAUCAUUGCAUGCCCCGUCUCGGCUUUCUCGUUGUCCACCCCGUCUGUUGAAGUUUGCAGAAGGCGCUCGUCAAGCCGUCGCGUCUAUCAAGACUUUGUUGAACAUGGUUGAACCCACCCGGGAUGAUUUAUCCAGCUGCUCGGGAACACCGACAUCCCAACCUUCACCGUCCACGACUUUAGAUUGGGCCAUGGAUGCACACUUUGAGACCAUACGUAUCCUGGAAUCACUUUACUUGCGCAUUUUAUCUGUAUUGCACUGCACGGCGACCGAGUUUCCCUCUGACAAGGAGAUACAGAUAGAAUUCGAAGAGGCAGCGAUUUUGUCCUGGCCGUGUUUGCUCCCCAGUGCUUUCUUGACAUCGCUUGAGCGAAGCGACCAUAACAGUCUUCACGGACACUCGCUCGUCAUCCUUGCUCAUUUUUACCUAGUGAAUACCCUGGUUGAUACCUGGUAUAUGAGGGGGUCCUUUGAACUGGAGCUACUCAGAGUCAACACGCUGGUCGGAUCCUUGAAUGAGAGUCAACUGUCAACAUUCAUGCUUUGGCCUAACGAAGUCGUGGCAUUGCCACUGAGCUGUAUAUCUUAA
Molecule: messenger RNA, 1104 nt
Organism: Penicillium coprophilum
Lineage: Eukaryota; Fungi; Ascomycota; Eurotiomycetes; Eurotiales; Aspergillaceae
Exons: 1
Coding region: 1-1104 (367 amino acids)
Biological process (GO): regulation of transcription by RNA polymerase II
Molecular function (GO): DNA-binding transcription factor activity, RNA polymerase II-specific
Source: RefSeq, a predicted model, not a curated record